AUGGCGUCUUUCGAAAAAGCUGCUAAAGCUGGUCAGAGAAUACAUCGAGAAAGAGAUCAACCAAGUGAGAGACGAAAGUUUGGACACUUAGAGAAGCAUAAGGAUUAUCUUCUUAGAGCAAGAAAUUAUCAAAAAAAAAAAGAGCAACUGAAAAAAUUGCAAAUACAGGCUCGUGAUAAAAAUCCAGAUGAAUUCCAUUUUGGUAUGAUCAACGACCGCGUUAUCGGCGGAAAACAUGUCAUUGCCAAGGAUAAUAAUAAGCAACGACCUUUCAAGUACCGGAAAGCUCAAGUUGUAGAAAUGCGACGAAUUAAGACCAGAGAACUACGUGCAAUCUUGUUAGAAAGCGCUGACCAAAAAAAGACUAUUGAAAAAUUGCAGUGUAGUCUUAGCCUUUACGAAAACAAAACAGGAUUUAAAAAAUCAAAUUCUCAUCUUAGAUUUUACGAGACAACUGAUGAAAAAAAAGAAUUAAUGAAUUCUCAAGAUAGCACAAAAGAUGAGAUCAAGUUGAACGCUAAAAAUACCAAAUUAAGUCAUUAUAAGAAACAGUUACAGGCUAGAUUAAAUCGAUUACAAGAACUUCAAAAAGCGGAGCGUCAGCUACAAUCUGAAAUUUUACAAAUGGGUCAAUCUGCUAAGAAGAAGAUGGUGAAAACGUAA
Messenger RNA from Trichoplax adhaerens, 663 nucleotides. RefSeq lists its product as uncharacterized. The transcript has 9 exons. Bases 1 to 663 code for a protein of 220 amino acids. Gene Ontology annotation, biological process: rRNA processing. NCBI's taxonomy places the organism in Eukaryota, Metazoa, Placozoa, Uniplacotomia, Trichoplacea, Trichoplacidae. Gene Ontology annotation, cellular component: small-subunit processome; nucleolus. The record is from RefSeq and is a predicted model, not a curated record.